Syzygium oleosum is the source of this 2892-nucleotide messenger RNA. RefSeq lists its product as uncharacterized. The record is from RefSeq and is a predicted model, not a curated record. NCBI's taxonomy places the organism in Eukaryota, Viridiplantae, Streptophyta, Magnoliopsida, Myrtales, Myrtaceae. The transcript has 4 exons. Bases 1 to 2892 code for a protein of 963 amino acids. Gene Ontology annotation, molecular function: nucleic acid binding; RNA-DNA hybrid ribonuclease activity.
AUGGCUAAGGUUACAAUGGAAGAGAUUAAAGCAGCGGUGUUUCAAAUGGGGGCCACAAAAGCACCGGGACCAGAUGGGCUAAAUGGACAAUUCUUCCAAAAACAUUGGGAGCAUGUGAACCAAGAUGUGUAUGGAAUGGUGGAAAGUUUCUUUAAUACCGGUCUUCUUGACAUGUCACUAAAUCGCACACACAUAGUAGUGAUCCCUAAAGUUAUGAACCCGGAGAGCAUCAACCAAUACAGGCCGAUCAGCUUGUGCAAUUUCAGCUAUAAGAUUAUUUCUAAAGUUAUGGUUAAUAGGCUUAAACAGUGGCUUCCCGACCUUAUUUCCCCUGAGCAAAGUGCAUUUGUCAGUGGCCGGCAAAUACAAGAUAACAUCUUAAUUGUACAGGAAGUCUUACAUCAGCUAAGAGUGCGGAAAAGGAUGGGAUUUUGUGAGAGGUGGGUGAAUCUUGUUAGACAGUGCAUAUCCACAGUCUCCUACGGAGUUAGAGUAAACGGGGAAACUCUACCAUAUUUCAAUCCUACUCGAGGCAUUCGACAAGGUGAUCCUCUUUCCCCUUACUUAUUCAUCAUUAUGGCUAACGCUCUGUCAUCGUUAAUGCACAAAGCAGUGGAGGACGGUACAAUUAAAGGAAUCAAACUCAAUAGGUGGUGCCCGACCUUAUCGCACCUACUUUUUGCAGACGAUGCUAUCUUUUUCCUUGACGGGUCAACUCAAGAAUGUCAAAAUGUGGCAAAUAUCAUGAAUCAAUAUUGCCAGGCUUCGGGACAAGCGGUUAACCUGAAUAAAUCAGGAAUCUUCUUUAGCAAAGGAUGUCCACAGCAGGUGAAAAAUAGACUAGCCGAGGAGCUUAGAGUGCCGAUAAUUGAAAAAAUGGGGAAAUACUUGGGCAUUCCAUCGGACUGGGGCCAAUCAAAGAAAGAAAUGUUUGCAUGGGUGCUUGCAAGGGUGCAUUCCAAGCUAGAAGGAUGGAACGCAAGGCUAAUGUCGAAAGCUGGCAAAGAAAUCCUCAUUAAAACAGUAGUCCAGGCGCUCCCUCAAUAUGCGAUGUCAAUUUUUAAAAUCCCGAUCUCCGUUUGCAAGGCCAUAGAGAGAAGAAUUGCUGCAUUUUGGUGGAAGCAAAAAGCUGACACAGAAGGGAUUCACUGGAAAAGUUGGGAAACUUUGAAGAAAAGAAAAGACUUGGGAGGACUGGGGUUCAGGGACCUUAUCACUUUGAACAAAGCCAUUUUGGGGAAACAAGCCUGGAGACUGGUGCAUGAACCUGAAGCUUUAUGGAGCCAAGUUUUGAAAGGCCUCUAUUACCCACAAGGACAGUUUUGGCAUGCAAAAAAAGGCCAUCGACCAUCGUGGGGUUGGCAAAGUCUGAUUGUGGGAAGAGAAGCUAUAGAAAAGGAUGCCAGAUGGAGAGUCGGGGAUGGUAGGAAAAUUAAAACUAGAGAGGAUGUAUGGCUCCCUAUAGGGAAGAUUGGAGGUCCAGCAAGGCAGAAUGAACCACAACAGGUGGCUGACCUUAUCAACCAGGAAACCCACGAAUGGAAAGAACAAGCAUUGAAAGAAAUCUUUCAAGAGGAAGUGGUGAAUCAGAUAUUGCUAAUCCCUAUCAGCACAACUCCAGUAGAGGAUAAAUUGAUAUGGACAGGCACCAAAUCAGGAGAUUAUACAGUCAAAGGGGGCUACAACCGCAUCCGAAUGACAGAUAGCAUGCAAGAUAAUAACAACCUGGCCUCAUCAUCAUACCAGCCACCUAGAAACCUAUGGACUUCAAUUUGGCAGCUACCAGUUUACCCAAAGAUACGUUUCUUCCUAUGGAGCUUAUGUCAAAAUGCUCUCCCAACUCGAGAAAACCUCUAUAAACGCAAGUGCGUACCUGACCCUCUUUGUCCCAUCUGUCGCAACCAUCCUGAAACCACAGAGCACCUAUUCCUGCUAUGUAAAUGGACAACCCAAGUUUGGUCAGAUUACAGAAUAUGCAUCAACAUACAGCCGGCCCAAAUUACUCGUACCGAAGCAUGGCUAGCAACGUACCUCGCAAUUGGUCUGAACAGUGAAACGUCCUCCCCACUGGCACGCAUAGCGGACUGCUUAUGGCAGAUCUGGAAAGGGCGAAACGCCCUGAUUUUUCGCAAGCGGAAGCCGAACCCAUGGCUGGUGGUAGAGGAAGCCAUUAAUACCGGGAAUAGCUACACAAAGUUCGCCAUCAUCAAAGAGAAAACACGAGGGCAGAAACUGAAGGAAGCCCCCGAAUUUUGGAAGCCGCCGGAGAAGGGGAGCCGUAAAUGGAACGUAGACGCGGCCUGGAGCGCCGAUUCGGGGAACGGAUCUGUUGCGGGACUAUGCCGAGAUCACGAAGGGAGGAUGAUCGACGGGUUCGCCAAGGGUAUCUUGGCACCGAACUCCUCCGCAGCCGAAACCCUAGCCAUUCGAGAGUGCCUGCAACACGAGCUCAAGAAGGCGAAGCACAGAGACGUCCACAAACUAAAGGAGGGGAAGUACAAAGAAGUCCACGAACUUGGAAGUACAACAGUGGAGUUCAACUCUGACUGUUCCAUAUUGCCUGGCUCGGUUUUCAAUGCCGCGAACGCGAUGCAGUGCCCCGUGUGCCAGGCGGUGGAGGAAGGAGUCUGGAGGAGCUUCCUGACCAGAGCUCCUCGGAGCAGCUUCCUGACCAGAGCUCCUCGGAGCAGCAGAGCGGGUCCCCAUGUGGCCCAGGAAGAUGUGCAGGAGCCCCCUGUCCCAAUGGUUCGCAAGGUAUCGCUAUGGCUUUCUUCGUUCUGGUCUGGAUCAUUAGGAGAGGUCAGUGGAAAGAGACUCUUUGAUAAGGGAGGACAGUUGAUGGUGGAUGAGAUCUUAUGGAGCAUGCGGAAUGAGAUUAAAGAAGUCUACUAA